UCAGGUGUGAAUGACCGGGUCUGAAAUGACAAGAGAGUUAAUAGACAAACAGAUAUAAUGAAAACAACUAUUAACAGAAAGGUGUGGAGCUGAACUGUUAAAGCUACAGAGGCUUCCUGUUUAAAUACUACAGAGACUUUCUGUUUACACGAUACAGAGACUUCCUGUUUUGUGAAUCACUAGUUUGAGAUGAGCUACUGAGAACUGGUCGGACUGGUCUUCUUCAUUCACAUCACUUCCUAUAUUGACACUGCGUUGGCAGUAAGUGGAGAUGAAGAGGUGCAGAACCCCCCGCUGGACUCAUGCACAUGUGCAAUCAGCACACCUACUCAAGAGAUGAAACUGUUCCAGAUGUCGUAUAGGCAUAUAUACCUACUGUAUAUAUAAAUAUAGAUAUAUAUAUCUAUAUAGAUGGCCAACCAAUCAGAAACCAGUACUGUAAUGGUGGCAGAAAGCAGUCGAUCCGAACCUCAGUGAGGAAUUUAUGUCCAUUUGUUCAGUGUGUGUAAAAGUUUUGUCCACUGAGUCAUCAAGCGCUCAAGAGUAUGUGUGUGUGUAUGCGUGUGUGUGUGUGUAUGUGAGUGUGUGUGCGUGCGUGUGUGUGUGUGUGUGUGUGUAAGUCAGCUAGCUGCUAUUUAACACCACACCCUGUCCUGUCCUGGAUCAUAACGGAACUGCUCGCUGCCUCUCUGCUUCUUCUGAAGGUGGAAUCAACAUGGCGAUGGUGUCUGAGUUUCUGGCCCAGCUGACGCUGGCGUACGGAGCGGAAGUGGAGCCUAAAUUCCCCACCGUGGUCCCGGUACGAGACUUCGACCCGGACAAAGAUGCAGCCAGGAUCGAGACGGCCAUCAAGACUAAAGGAGUGGACGAACAGACCGUCAUCGACAUCCUGACCCGACGCAGUGGAGAGCAGCGGAGAGAGAUUGCCUUCGAAUACGAACGGAUCGCAAAGAAGGAUCUGACGAUUGCCCUGAAGGGGGCGCUGUCCGGCCCUCUCGAGGCUCUAAUGUUGGGUCUGAUGAAGAGCACCGCUCAUUACGAUGCCUCGGAGCUCAAAGCCUCCAUCAAGGGACUGGGGACGGACGAAGAAACCCUCAUCGAGAUUGUCUGUUCCAGAAACAACAAAGAACUGGAGGAGAUCAAGAAGGUUUACAAAGAGAUGUUUAAGAAGGAGGUGGAGAAAGACGUAGCAGGAGACACAUCGGGAGACUUCGCUAAGCUGCUCCAGGCGCUGGUUCAGACCAAGAGAGAUGAACCCUCGAAUGUGGUGGACUACGAGAAGAUUGACGAGGAUGCCAGAUCUCUGUAUGAAGCCGGGGUGAAGAGGAAGGGAACCGACGUGGCCACCUGGAUCUCUAUUAUGGCACAGAGGAGCGUCCCCCACCUGCAGAAAGUUUUCGAGCGGUAUAAGAGCUACAGUCCCUACGACAUGAAGGAGAGCAUCAGGAAGGAGGUGAAGGGAGAUCUGGAGAAGUCCUUCCUCACUCUGGUGGAGUGCUUUGAAAACAGGCAGCUGUACUUCGCCAACAGACUCAAUGAAGCCAUGAAGAGCAAAGGAGCAAAGGAGAAGGUGGUGACCAGGAUCAUGGUCUCUCGCUGUGAAGUGGACCUGAUGAAGAUCAGAACAGAAUUCAGGAAGCAGCACAAGAGAUCUCUGUACCAGACCAUUUCUGAACACACUAAAGGAGACUACCAGAAAGCUCUUCUCAGUCUGUGUGGAGGAGACGACUGAGAGAAACUCUGGGUGAACUCAGUUUCCCAGAAGGCCACUGGGUUUGUAAUAAGAUGACUCCAGCAUUUGAGCAUUUUUAUGUUUCCUCUCCAUUAAACAAAUAACGUAAACACGUUCCACGUGUGUGUGUGUGUGUGUGUGUGUGUGUGUGUGUGUGUGUGUGUGUGUGUGUGUGGUGUG
This is a messenger RNA of Cyclopterus lumpus (lumpfish), 1912 nucleotides long. Its product is annotated as annexin A2-like. The record is from RefSeq and is a predicted model, not a curated record. Gene Ontology annotation, molecular function: cytoskeletal protein binding; calcium ion binding; calcium-dependent phospholipid binding. The transcript has 13 exons. Gene Ontology annotation, cellular component: cytoplasm. Lineage: Eukaryota; Metazoa; Chordata; Actinopteri; Perciformes; Cyclopteridae. Bases 716 to 1732 code for a protein of 338 amino acids.